Messenger RNA from Durotheca rogersii, 3957 nucleotides. RefSeq lists its product as uncharacterized. Lineage: Eukaryota; Fungi; Ascomycota; Sordariomycetes; Xylariales; Xylariaceae. The record is from RefSeq and is a predicted model, not a curated record. Bases 325 to 3492 code for a protein of 1055 amino acids. The transcript has 5 exons.
CUGUGUUGCCUUUUUCGUCGAGGCGCACCAGCUAUCGCACCUUCUGUAUCUCUCUCUGUAUAGGCCUAUAGGUUGCCAUCCGCUGACAGAAUGGGCAUGUCUGUGAUCUCCUCCGCCUAUACCUCAUCCCAAAUGGUGAAGGAUCUCUUGUCCACACGAUACGGGCCACCUCAUCCCUCCACCGGCCGUCGAUACGUAUUACCUUAUUGUCAACGUCUCUCAGACUCUUGGGAGAAAGCUUUGCCUCGAUGUAACAUCCGUCGCAACUAGAACUAAACUCUUCGGCAAGCAUCUCUCGACCUAGGAACCAGAAGCUCAUUCACAAUGUCCUCGGAGAGAGGCCCAGACACCAUCGAUGCUCGUGUCGUCCAGACACUCAGCCGCCAAUUCCCGGAUUGGCACGACACUCCCAACGACGGCAGUGUCAAAUCUUUUUCAGCUGGUAAAGAUUGUGCCGAAUUUUUGCUGGCCUCUAACUGGAUACUGCGCCCGCAAGGAAUCAAACAUUUCUUCACCGAGCUCCAAGAGCAUACAAAAGGAGUUCAGGUCACCUACGACUUAGAUACCGCAUCCGCCAAGAUCAGAUGCUCAACCUCGGACGAGAAGGCCGUAAUGGAGGCAUCCCAGCUCAUCAUGGAUCGCAUGGCGAGCGGUGAGAUUGCUGAUGGCCUGGUCUCUGGCGAGAAAAUCACCCCCUCGAAGAAGUCGCGUGCCGGCAUCUCUAAUCAGAAAAGCCGAAAUAUGUGUGCCGCGGCCCUAUUCCCUGAAGACAUCAGAGGGUUCGCGUUCCAGACUGCGUGGACCCUACCAGAUAACCAAAUCAUGAGUGGCACGAGAAUGGGGGAAUUUAUCCCUGGCAAGCAACUGUCCCAGUUGCGAGACAUCACGGGCUGUACCAUGAUUAUUGGUAACGACGAACCCGUCAUGUACAUCGGGGCUGAUUCGCUGGAGAAAAUCGCCGUCGCUGAGCGUAAGCUCAAUACGAUGGCUAAAUAUUCGGUACGACUCCCUGGAGUCGAAGCUAUCUGCGAGAAUUUUGUCUACACCGAAGAUGAGCAGGGCAAUAACUGUACGUUCACCCGCCUGGAUGACGGUAAUAGAUCGCAUCUCAGGACGUUUCUCUUGGACCGCUCCAAGUAUCGGUUGACCCGAGACUAUUCUGCGUACUCGAGGAUAUCAAGGGGGGUUGUUGUUGUUAGUUUGGUGCGUGACGAGUCGGGCCAAGUGAUCUCCAAGCCCGCAUUCAUCCAGCCAGCAAUCUCCAGAGAUGAUAGAGGCAAACCGUACGCGGCCUUUUCAAAACCGACUGGAUGGAACUACCAGUCCAAGCCCAGACAUGUGGCGAUGGAGCCUGGCGAUACGCCAUCACCCGAAAUUGUCACCUUUCGUCACGCAAGCAAUUCACAUGUAACCUCCUGGGUUAGACAAUUACCUGCGCCCAAGUUGAUGUUGUCCCACGAGGAGGCGAGCAAACCUCCUCAGCCAGAUCCAGCGUUCGCGCCUAGCCAGCACGAACCCUCGAAUUCAGCGUCGCGAAGAAACUCCGGGAUCGUAUCCACCCGAGGUAGCAGUCGAGGCAUCAGCCGCAGCGGUGAGGAGGGAGGUCGGAAGGUUUCCGAGGCGCGCAACCCGGCCCCGAAGCAAUAUCCGGAAUCUGACCAGAGGGGGGAGAUCACAUCACGGGGAAACGGGGCAGAUCGCCGGCAGGCUGAGACAGGUAGAAAGCCAGCUCGCCGUCUUGAUGCCAACUCGAGCCACUCGUCCCGCCGAGGCCACUAUUCCCGCAUAACCCAACAGCGGCGUCCGAGUACGCGGCCAGACACGGAUCGAACCGUCAAGGGGAACCAGCAGACCGUUCGAGCUACGCCUCUCCCCCAGAGAGACAGCGUGUCCAGCGGCAGAGCCCAACCGCAUGCCCCCGUGUCAUCAAAAGACGAAAGGCUUCGGUACCGACACGAUGGAGGCCCUCACAAUCACUCAGUGCCCUCUCCGCAGGUGGGGCAGCUCAUUCCGAUAGGAUCGGACUCUGACGAGGCUGGCGACGUCGAUGAAUCGAAAGAGUCGGAGGAAGGCGUCGACAAGAUGAGCGAGGAGAUUGCGAGACUGAAGUUAGGUGAGGAAAAACAAGCUCAAGAGCCACAGCUGCGUAAACAGGAUCGGGAGCGAGCUGUUCUAUCGGGUACAGACGAACUAGUUCAGGAGCCCCUGUCUCAACCUACUCAAGCCAAACAGACCCCAGAGGAUCCUUUCAUGGCUUUAUUCAAUACAGCACGUCUUCGUGUUGGUCUUUCCAGGACCAUGGGCGAAGAGGGAUCACCUAUUUUCCGCAGCACCAUGAGACAACAGGCAGGUUCCCGUCCUAUUCCCGGAAGUGCUUCCCAAGGCCGCCCGGGCGUUGAGCCGCGGGGUCCGGGUACGUCAUUCGUGGAAACAAUAAACGAAAAACUCAUCAAUAUUAUGAAUACGCUGCGCUUAUAUGCCGGUAACGUGACCCUGAAGGCGGAGCUUGGACGCCUCUGUGCUACGAGGGUUGAUACGAAUCUGGUGCAGCGACAAGACCGUCAGUCUGGAGACCAAGUGAAGUCGUUGCAGGUUAUUAAAGAGGUUCUCGACAAAAGCCAUGUCAAGCCUCGAGACAUUAUGUUUACUAACAUUCUCACCACGGAGGGCGCCGAUGCUGACUAUCUCGCACGUAUCACUAAUCAGUUCGGGGAUAAAAUCUGGUCGUCGGUGUCCCGUCACACCGUCUACGAGGUUUACUGCUACGCCCAAGCAACGGAUGGUAGACCAUACAGGUUCGCCGUGGAGAUCGAUGGGAGGGGCUUCACAAGCCAAGUCAAGCCGAUAGUUCCCGAACCCGAUUUUCUCUUCAUCCACUGUCCCAAGCGAUCAUGGGAUUUCCAAAUUACCCUCAAAAAGUGUAAAGACCUAGGAAAACAAUACCGAAACUUCGCAGAUGAUCUUGUCGAUUGCAUGCAGGUGAUCCCACAGAAGACUGGUAUUCCUAUCUUAGAGUUUCUCAUCAAGAGGCCAUGGCAAGUAGAGAUACUACUCGCCCGAACCCGCAACAUAGCAGAGUAUAAGAAGCUCAGCUCGAACGCCUCUUCAUGCAUCCUAGAGAUAUCCGAGAUCCACGACAUGAAACCGACGGCUGUCACACACACAGAGAGUGAUAAGACGAUCAAGUUCGAGCAGUACGCCGGAAACCGCGCCCUCGGCCACCCACCGACAUGGUACGAGGCUGCAGUACGGUCGACGAUAGUUGAGGACGCGCUCAUGCAGAACCAGAACCUCGAAUUUGGCGACGAGGUCACCUGGUCGUCUAAGCAGCUGCGAGAGGUAGGCGCGUUUACCGACAUGGUCUCCUCUGCUACAGAGAUGGUCCAGAAUAUGGAUGGUGUCGGAUACUGGAACGACAAUCUCCAGGACACGAAAGCUGACGACUCAUCCCACCCUGUAGAUUCUUCGCUUUCGGAGACAAUCAUAUGGUAAUUCCACGUCACCGCUAGGCCGGGUACCUGGUUGUCGUCGUGGCUGGCUGCGGGUAGGCUUUCGGGGCUAUAGCUACGAAACUAGGCCGGGAUAUCGAGUCCACUGUAUGGCUCCCCUUUCGAAUUAACAAAGCAUUCAUGCGGCGCCAGGUUUAUUCUUGCGAAACAUCCUAGUUUCUACCAUAGAGGAAAACGCCGCACAUUUACCGGCAGGGCUGAAACCAUUCACAGGGGACUAUUCGACAGGGUUGUAGACUCGUAGACCGCGAAUAGAGAGCUGUCCUAGCCGCGCCGUGGCGUAACUGUGGACCUAGGGAAUGAUAUUCAUUCGUGGAAAUAGCUUUGGACAGUACAGUAGUCAGGUCAGGCCUGAUGACUUUGUAAUUUUUCGGUGAUGAUCUUGGUGGUGUGAUGAAUGAUAAUAAUCUACCUGCCGCGGCUGAGUGUCCAUUCUAAUAGGGGGUGU